This is a messenger RNA of Desarmillaria tabescens, 1708 nucleotides long. RefSeq names its product cytochrome P450. The record is from RefSeq and is a predicted model, not a curated record. The coding region runs from base 242 to 1672 and encodes 476 amino acids. NCBI's taxonomy places the organism in Eukaryota, Fungi, Basidiomycota, Agaricomycetes, Agaricales, Physalacriaceae. Gene Ontology annotation, molecular function: monooxygenase activity; iron ion binding; oxidoreductase activity, acting on paired donors, with incorporation or reduction of molecular oxygen. The transcript has 13 exons.
ACUGCGGCGUGCUUCUUUGACGCUGGGUUCAGCUCUACAACCAAGCAGAUGCUCCAUUAAGUCUUCCGUUUGAAUGGAGUAUGGGAAGGAUAUCGAGGAGAAAUUAAGUUAAAUGCAAACUUGCAGCCGCUUCUUUACAAGCAAAUGAUUGACUAUGUAUGGGAUGCUGUUCUCUUAUAAGCUCUGGGAUGUCCUUUCUUCCUUCUCAGCAUACAUCAUCGCUUUCUGCUGAUCCCCUCCGAUGCCAGCCUCAUUGCUAAGCAAUCUUUCUUUGGCUUUUCUCAUUUCUGUGGCUGUGAUUGCCUACCACUGCGUCGAACGCCGGAAUAGGGCGGUCAGCAAGCUCCAAUGCGCUCCGUUGGAGCAAGCUCAUUGGCUUUGGGGGCAUGAAUACGCUAUUUGGUCUUCAGAGGCCAACGUUAAGCACUCCCAGCACAGCAGGUGGGCCACAAUUUUAGGACCCUUGUACAGAAUCAAAGCACCUCUCUUCGGAAAUGAUGUGGUUGUUACCUCGGACAACACGGCUGCUCAGCAUAUCUUGCAACACUGCUAUCGAUAUGUCAAGGCGCCAGAGUUCCGACCGACAGCUGAGAGGUGGUUGGGCAAGGGUGUAGUUUGGGCUGAAGGGGACGAGCAUAAACAUCAGAGAAGACUGCUCGCUCCAGCAUUCACGCUUGCUGCAGUAAAGGGAAUGACGGACGAUGUCAUCGCAUGUGUAGAGAGGACUGCGAUAAGGCUUUCCAAGCACCUCGCUUCACAAGGCGGUGAUGCAGUUGUGAACUUGUCUCCAUUCAUCUCGUCAUGCACUCUCGACAUUAUCGGCCGCAUCGCGUUUGGUCACGAUUUUGGUGUGGGGAUAUCGGAGGACGCUCAAAACAUCGCAAAGUCAUGGCACCACGACGUGCUCCUGGCGCACACCUUUGCGGGAUUCUUCGCGCCGAUUCUGCUAGUCAAGUUUCCAUGGAUUCAGAAGCUUCCGAUAGCGGCGCUGAAAACAGACGGCAAGAGCUCUGGGAAGGAUAUCCUUUCGAUACUGUUGGAUAAUCAGAAGCACAACAGGAAAGAGAGCGAGCGGUUGUCUGAUGAGACUUUAAUGGUCGGACACGAGACGACUUCGUGCUCCAUAAUAUUUAGCCUGUACGAACUAGCCGGUCAACCUGAUGUCCAAGAAAAACUUCGCCGAGAAAUUCACGGACUCGGAAGCGAUUUGAAUUACGACAGUAUCAGCAACCUCUCAUUCUUGGACGCGGUAAUCCGGGAAGGACUUCGUCUCCAUGCGCCGUCUGCCCGCACGGACCGUGUUGCCCUAGAAGAUGAUGUUAUUCCCCUUAGCAGGUCCAUCGUCACAGCGAAGGGACAAACCAUCACCUCGCUUCCCAUCAAAGCAGGCCAGAUUAUCCAAAUUCCCACCUCAGUAUUGAACACUGAUCCGGAGGUGUGGGCUUCCUCGAGGGACCUGAUGAGCGGGAUUGCGUCCUUCCUCGAUGGACCACGGAACUGUCUUGGGUGGAGGCUUGCUGUUCUUGAGUUCAAGGUGAUUCUAGCGUUAUUGAUCAGGGAUUUCUCCUUUGAGCGAACCGGCGCGAAAGUGGAAGAGUUCAGGGCAGCGACCACACAGGCUUUCGUUGGAGACGAAGUGAUGAUGCCCCUUCGUGUCAGUUUGGCACAGUAGCAUUCAUAGCAGAACGAUACAUUAAAUAAUACUAUU